GGGCUACAUAUUCAGCGGAAGGAUCGAAAGUCACUCAGUCGCGUUCCAGACGUCGGAGGUAAAACUACACGAUGAGCGAUAAACAUUUAGCUGCUGGGUCACCAUGCCCACCUCUGCAGCCCGGGGUCAUGAGGAUUUACAGCAUGCGGUUCUGCCCCUUCGCCCAGCGCGUGCGAUUGGUUCUCGAUGCCAAAGGAGUCAACUUCGAACUCGUCAACAUCAACACGCACAGCAAACCCGACUGGUUCUUGGGCAAAAGUCCUUUAGGGAAAGUGCCGGUGUUAGAGAGAGAUGGAGAAAUAAUAUGCGAAUCGGCCAUCCUGAGCGAUUAUCUGGACGAGGUUUAUCCAGAGCCUGCGCUUUACCCUAAGGAUCCCUGGAAGAAAGCGCACGACCGGUCACUCGCUGAGCUUUGGUCAAAGGUGUACGGACCCAUGUACAAGAUGUAUUCCGCAAAGGGGGACAAGCAGGCAAAGACAAAGGCGUUUGAAGACUUCCUGUCUGGUCUCGAUCUCUUCGAGAGGGAACUUGCUAAGAGAGGGUCCACUUAUUUCGGUGGGGAGAGACCAGGCAUGCUAGACUACAUGAUCUGGCCCCAUGCCGAAAGGUUUGCAAUGCUGACUAUGCUGGCUGGAGACGGCUAUGAGAUUCCACAGCAUAGACACCCAAACAUGUUUUCGUGGAUUAAUAGAAUGAAGGAAGAUCCAGCCGUGAAGACAACAUAUCUUACACCCGAACAACAUUUUGAAUUUGUUAAAGGAUUCAUUGGCGGGAAUCCUGAGUAUGACAGGGAGCAGUGACGUCAUCGCGGGAUCUGAACGAAGGAGUCUCCUUCUCUCUCUCUCUCUCUGUCUCUCUCUCUCUCUCUCUCUCUCUCUCUCUCUCUCUCUCUCUCUCUCUCUCUCUCUCUCUCUCUCUCUCUCUCUCUCUCUCUCUCUCUCUCUAUCUAUCUAUCUCUCUUUCUCUCUCUUUAUCUCUCUCUUUCUUAAUGUAAUGUAAGUUAGAAUUGUUUGAAUACCAUCGUUAAAUAAAGUGAUUUUUUUCGGAAUUGAUACGUAGGCCUGUAAUCAAUUUCAUGUUCACUUAUAUUUAAUGUAGGUGAGAUUGAUACAAUAUAGUCGAGCUCUCUCUUUUCUUGUAGUAAAAGUAGUCAGUAGUCUUGUCGUCAAAAUAAUUUAAAAUUCAUGAAAACAUCGCUUACGAAUAAAUAAUUCGUGUGAAAAA
Penaeus chinensis is the source of this 1224-nucleotide messenger RNA. Its product is annotated as pyrimidodiazepine synthase-like. The record is from RefSeq and is a predicted model, not a curated record. Bases 72 to 800 code for a protein of 242 amino acids. Gene Ontology annotation, biological process: glutathione metabolic process. Gene Ontology annotation, cellular component: cytoplasm. Gene Ontology annotation, molecular function: glutathione dehydrogenase (ascorbate) activity; glutathione transferase activity. The transcript is spliced from 6 exons. Lineage: Eukaryota; Metazoa; Arthropoda; Malacostraca; Decapoda; Penaeidae.